AUGAAAAUUAUUAGCUGGAAUGCGCGUGGUCUGGGGAAUCCUAGCGCAUUCAGACAACUUCGUUUGCUUGUUCAACAGCAAACUCCUCAUGUUUUAUUUCUUAUGGAAACAAAGUUAGCUUGUAAUGUAGUUUCUCGUUUUCGUCAAUCUUUAAAGUUUAAUAAUGGACUAAAAGUCCCUAGAGUAGGCUUAAGUGGGGGUCUUAUGUUAUUAUGGAAAGACAAUGUUGAUGUAACUCUUCUUAAUUUUAAUGCAAAUCUCUUUGAUUGUUACAUGAAGUGUGACACUGGGCCAACUUGGCAUUUCUCUGCUUUCUAUGGAGCACCUGAAACUCAAAACCGAAUUCACACUUGGACACUUCUUGAGCGUUGCAAAGAUGUUGCACCUUUGAUGCCUUGGUUGGUGAUAGGUGAUUUUAAUGAAAUCCUAUCCAAUCAAAAUAAACUUGGUGGUGCCUUACGAAGCGAAGCGCAAAUGGACAAGUUUCGGAAUGUUUUAGAUUCUUGUUAUCUUUAUGAACAACCAUAUGAGGGGGACCCGUACACGUGGAUAAAAGGAAGGCUUAAUACUAAUGCUACUAAGGAGAGACUUGACUGGUGUUUUGUUAAUGAUCAAUGGCAACAAAGCUUCAAGCAAAUAACAACACACCAUCUUGAUUAUUUCAAGUCAGAUCAUAGAGCAUUGUCUGUCAUUGUCCUCCCAUUAGAAGACCAAUUGCCCAACAAUCCAAGACGAUCUCAGUUCAGGUUCGAGAAGCUUUGGCUUUCUGACCCUGCUGCUGCUGCAAUAAUUCAAAAAGAAUGGAAAAAAAACCUGCCAGGCACUUCGGUUGAGAACUUCUGCAGUAACAUUACAUCAUGUGCCAACUCUUUGCAACUUUGGCACACCCACAAGUAUGGUAAUAUGAAAAAAAAAGAUCAAAGAAGUUCAUAA
Cannabis sativa is the source of this 933-nucleotide messenger RNA. RefSeq lists its product as uncharacterized. Gene Ontology annotation, molecular function: catalytic activity. The record is from RefSeq and is a predicted model, not a curated record. The transcript has a single exon. The coding region runs from base 1 to 933 and encodes 310 amino acids. Lineage: Eukaryota; Viridiplantae; Streptophyta; Magnoliopsida; Rosales; Cannabaceae.